AUGGGCUCUCUUUCGAGCAAAUCCGGGGCAGAAACCGAACCAAAAACUACAACAGAUUCAAUGUUACAAUUAUCUUUGAGAUCGGCCACCAAUGGUUUUAAAAACGUGUCGAAGUUUGCUUCCACGUUCGGCUCCAAGUAUGCAGCCAUCAGAACCAUCUCCAUAGUCAGUGCGGCCGGGGUCUCCAAGCUCAGAGAAUUGCCCUCUCUGGUUCCCGUGGAUUCAACUUGGUAUAUGCCCAAUUCGCCUCAGAAUGGAUUGCGUGAGUACUUGGAGGAACGGUUAUCAGCAGAUACCGUGUUCUUUGACAUUGACGCCAUCAAGGAUCCAGCCAGUCCGUAUCCCCACAUGCUUCCAUCCGCAGAAGACUUUGACAAAAGUGUCAGCAAACUCGGAAUCAAAAAUGGCGAUAGUUUGUUGAUCUACGAUAACCAGGGCAUAUUUUCCAGUUGCCGUGCUGCCUGGAUGUUUGAAGUGUUCGGUCACGAUAUCUCCAAGAUCAAUCUGCUUAACACUUAUCCAAUCUACAAAGAGACUAACAAUGCGGUUGACAACGACACGUUUGAAAGUGAGAGCCCAUUAGCUGAGUCAGAUUACAAGCAUGCUAAAUUUGACAAAACCAAGGUUAUCGAUUACGAAGAACUGUUGGAAUUGGUCAAGGCAGAGAAGAUAGGUCCCGAAUAUACCCUUUUGGAUGCCCGUUCAACACCAAGAUUUACAGGCGAAGCCCCAGAGCCUCGUGCGGGGUUAUCAUCUGGACACGUUCCAGGUGCUAUUUCGGUUCCGUUUACUGAUCUUCUGGGUUCCAUCAAAGACGGGUUCCUGUCCCAAACGAGAUUGCAGAUCUACUUCCAGGCAAAAGGUAUCGACGACUCCAAACCUUUCAUAGUCAUGUGUGGCACCGGUGUGACCGCCUGUAUUCUCAAGUAUGGACUUGAAAUCGCAGGUUUGGGCCAGAAAGGCAUUAGAGUCUAUGAUGGUAGUUGGACAGAAUGGGCUCAGAGAGCAGAACCUGAGUACAUCCAAAAAGUUUAA
Kuraishia capsulata CBS 1993 is the source of this 1035-nucleotide messenger RNA. RefSeq lists its product as uncharacterized. The transcript has a single exon. The record is from RefSeq and is a predicted model, not a curated record. Gene Ontology annotation, biological process: transsulfuration. The coding region runs from base 1 to 1035 and encodes 344 amino acids. Gene Ontology annotation, cellular component: mitochondrion. Lineage: Eukaryota; Fungi; Ascomycota; Pichiomycetes; Pichiales; Pichiaceae. Gene Ontology annotation, molecular function: thiosulfate-cyanide sulfurtransferase activity.